Messenger RNA from Tigriopus californicus, 5498 nucleotides. RefSeq lists its product as uncharacterized. Lineage: Eukaryota; Metazoa; Arthropoda; Copepoda; Harpacticoida; Harpacticidae. Gene Ontology annotation, biological process: cell differentiation. The record is from RefSeq and is a predicted model, not a curated record.
AUGAGGUAUGUCGUCAUUGGCUGCAACGGCCUCGGCCGCUUCGAAUGUUCACCUGGGUCGGCGCCUACCGUUUGGGGUACAUCCAAAGGCGAAAAAGGCAAACGCUUUCAAACAUUGAACAUCAACAAUUUGUAUCAGGGACCUUCUUCACGCCCCCAACACAAGUUAGCUCCACACAAACAAGGCUUACAAAGUUUGGGCAAGGUUCCCACUGCUCGCCGAGCUCCAGCUAACCUACCCAGCUUAAAAGCUGAAGGUGGUAGCUCUCUUGAUGGCUCCACUGGCAAUGGAUGGCUGUCUAAAGAAGAAAAGGCAGCUGCUGGAAAUGCCGUCGAUGGCAAAGAAAAGAGCCCUACCACCGGACCUCUGAGUCGAACCAGCGGAGGUGGAGCGGGAGUGGAUGCUGGAGCCAGCAUGGGAAUGCCUCAAUCCUUGUGGCGUGGUAAACCUGGACAGUCAUUUCUAAAUCAACGGUCUCCUCUGUUCGGACAAGAGUUUCCCUCACUUCAAGCUCAGGAGGAGUCUGCUAAUGGCACACUUGCCCUGAAAUCGGGUGGCAUCAAGACCGAACAUAAGUACGGCCCAGGCCCAGCCCUUCGACCUCAAAACUCUGGCACAUGGGCCCAUGGCGGCGGCUCGAAGCCCGUAGCCCCCGUCUCGUCAGCUAAGGAAGAGACCCCGUCGGCUGCCGUGCUAUCGGUGGCCCCGCCCGUUGUGGCCCCACCAAAACCUGAGAACUUCUUGGCUCACUUUGAUGUUUCCACUACAAGUCCACUCUUGAACUCUCAUCAUACCAUCAAAGGUGUAGACCUGAUGUCCAAAAAGAUGGGUGGUUUAUUGAAUAAGAAGACUGAACCCGUCCGAGCCACGGGGCCCCCUCAUCAACAGCGUUCUCGAAAUCCGAUCAAAGAAACUCAGGUUGCUUUUCAAGGGUCGAUCAUUGAUAAAGAGAAGCUCAUGCGCUUGGACGAUUUGGAAUCGUGCAAUGACGACUGGACUCGAAGUGACGACGACUUUGAUUACAACAAGAAAUUGGCCAGUCAAAGUGACAAAGGCCUUCAUUCUAUGAAUUCAGGGUCUCUUGGCUCGCCUUCCAAUGUGUUUGCUCCCACAAGACAUUCUACAGAUGUAGGCGACUGGAUGAAGCCCAAUGUUUUAAGCUCUUCACCGAAUUUCCUCCCUCCAGACAAUGAUAUCCCGAUGAACUUGGAUCGCCGAUUUGAUUCUGAAGAAGAUAGGCGAAGAUAUAAAAAGAAGGAAGAAGUCAUGAAAAACAUUGAACGAGCCCGCCGUCGACGCGAAGAAGAAGAGAGUAAGUAUGGGAACCAAGUCCCUCGAUCAGAUGGUAACAUGGAACGUGGUGACCAACAUUCGUUGAAUUAUGGCAAUAAUAAGAUCAUGAAUAAGCCGGACAAACGCAUCCCCUUGGAAAAGGAUCUUGAUCCACAAGAGCUGGUUAACCCUGUGAGCAACUUAAAGUUAUCCGUUGGAGAUGGAAUGGGAGCUCCUCAAAGGUUCAAGAAGAAUUCCCCAGAUGUUGGAAGCUAUUCCAACAAACAUUCAACACCCCCAUCACACCAGGGCUGGCUAGUCCGUGGNGGAAUGGGAGCUCCUCAAAGGUUCAAGAAGAAUUCCCCAGAUGUUGGAAGCUAUUCCAACAAACAUUCAACACCCCCAUCACACCAGGGAGAUUUGAUGGCCAAACCAAAUAGUUCUGCGCACCUCUCCCAUGCCCAACGCCCUGAAGGUAAUGUCUACCCCAAUGAUGUUGAGAUGCCCAAAAAGAAGGACGGACUGACUUCCACUGACGAUGAGAGGGGAAACAGGCCGGGUCUCCUCAACCAUCAGGUUCGCCACAACGUCUCCAGAGAUCACUACAGUAUUCAUACAGAAGAAGCCAGCCUCGAUCCCAAUCACAGUGAUGGAAGAUAUCUUGCCCGUGAUAGCAAAGAGACUUCGCCCCAGCCGAAAGAGAGCGGGGUCCGCGGAAAGUCGAGGGGAGGAAAAGCUAACCGUGGAUCGAGGGGGUCAGGGGGUUUAGAGGGAGGACAACAGCAACGUGCUCGAGACUCGAAUCGAGGUGGGGGAGGCAACGGCGUUGGAAGUACCGGACCACAUCAGCAAUCCCAUCGAGGUGGCGGCGGCGGCAACACCGCCAACACGGCCAACACGGCCAACACCAACAUCAGCUCUUCAUACGGGCCAGCCAGCCAAACACGAUCCAAUAAAGGUAACCGAGGAGGUGAUGAUUACACGGAAAUGUCCAAAGAAGUGAACCGACGAGACAAUACUGCGGAUGACCUAAACUCAAUGGGUUCCUCAGAAGCAACUGGGGUUAGAGCCUCGGGUUGGUUCCCACCCAGGGGUUUACCCUCCCGCCGUGGUCGAGGCAAUCAUUCAUCUCAGAGUCAUCAUCGAACAUCGUAUGUUCGGGAGGAUGAUAAUCAUCAAAGUACUCCGGAUUCAGUCGAACCUUUAUCUGAAGAAAGCCAAGAUGACGACAUGGGUGGUGGUGGUGGUAGUAGUAGUAGACACCCUUAUGGCGGUGGAGGGUCCCUAAGGUCUAACAAACGCCGAAGCGGUGGUGACAUGAGUAUGAGAGGCGGGAUUGGUGGUGGAAAUGAGCCUGGUGGUAUUGGACACUUUAAAAAGCAACCAAUGGAUACCAAUUCAAUCCAGUCGGACAACUCGCGUCGAGGAGGCGCCAACAAUCGGUAUGAUUCAAUUCCGGCAACGAACCCAGCUAAACGCCAAUCUCCCAAACAGCAAGUUUUUGAUCGUCGUCAGAACAAAUUGCCCCCUCGAUUGGCUAAACAGAGGGAACAGAAUCGCCAGUCGUCUUCGCGAGGUGGAAUGGGUGGUAGCAAUCCAUCGCAUUCUGAGGAGGAAGGCCCCUCGAGUGUUGUGGAUACCUGGGCACGACAUGACGGAACUACGUUCACCGCGAAUGAUGAGACAGGUGGGAAAGGCGUCCAGAGUUUCAAACUGAGGUCUGAAGAAUCUCAAGCAGAGGCAAGCAACCAGCCUGUUGAGACCAUCAUUUUUGAGAAUACGAACUUGCGAACCAACAAAGGAUUUGUUUCCAGUGGAGGGCAACAACAGCAGCAGCAAUGCUCAAAUCCCGAUCGGCCUUCAACCAUGAAAGGGCAGGGAAAAAUAGACCCUUCAACCGACAACAGCAAUCCUAACCUUGCGGUCAGUCACCCAAUGGGGUUUAGUGGACGAGCUAACAAACACGAGGAUGUCAACACGGAUCUGAAGUUUGAUUUCACCACUUUUGACACUGAAAUUCCCCAUCAAAAUGCCUCUCGAGAUGAAAGUGGAACUGGAGUCCUUAGUGGCAAGGCCCACAUCCAAAGCAGCAACAAAAACUCGUCGUCAAUUCAUCAUCCGUCAGCCGAGGAUUUGAACAUGAAGAUUGCCAGUGUGAAAAAAGUAUGGGAUUCAAACUCUCUCUCAGCCCAUGAAUCUCGAACAGAACCUGCCAAGUCAUCACAUUUCGCUUUCCAAGAUAACAGUGGCCCUCCUCCUAACCAACCCUCGAAGGCUCAGUCUUCCUCCGGAAACAUAUUGGAAAACGGAGACCACUCGGACAUUGGAGACCACCAUGGAGGAAGAAAAGGUGAAGCUGGUAUGAAUAAUGGGGGAAAAGCACGCCACCAAGAUCAACACCAGUCGCAACAACAACGUCACCAUCAACAGCCUCCCCCGAAUCCUCAUCAUCAAAACCCGAGUGGCAAUGCCAACAACAUGUCGAAUAACAAUAACCACAUGUCUGGGAAUUUGGCCGUAGCCUCAGUUGCUUCGUCACAAGGCGUUGGAUUGCCCUCAAAUAGCAUUCCUUCGUCCACUAGUGGAGGUGUUCUAGCUGGCAAUGACUUUGAUAGGCGUGCUCCUUUGGCAUAUAAUCGCUUGGUGAAUUCGAGUACAGGCGGCAUUUCGGCAUUUCACUCACCACCUUCGCUUCUAGCCGGCCAGCCGCAUUCUUUGUAUCAAGCAUUCCAAUUGGACAGUCGAAAUGUGGCUAAUCAGCUUUAUCCGACUUAUGCGGGCAUGGGUCAAUCCAUGCUCCUUCCAACCCCUUCUACUGCCGCUCCCAAUGAUAUGUUUGGAGCAGCUGUGGUGGCUGCGGCUGCGGGUGGCCACAAUCAGUACUCUUUGGGGCACAAUCCCAGUGGAGGAUCUGCCCAAUAUGCUGCAAAUAUAUUGACCUCACAACGGCAACAGCAGCAACAACAACAACAACAAGCUAAUCUAAUUAACUCGAAAGUUCAAGGCCCUCAAAUUGGGCCUAUUGGAUCGAAGGCCGGGGCUCCUGGAAACGGUAAUCCCCAAAGCUUCCAUCAAGCUUCAGGUCAAAUGGCCAACCCUGCCAAUUCCCCCUUGCUCAUCCAAUAUGACAAUAGUGGUAAUCCUUACUUGCCAAGGAGUGGGGGCCAGAGUGGCCAAACAGCGUUUUAUCAGGCCUUUGCAGCGGCCAAUAGCCAAAAUCAGAAUGCUGGUAGGCAACAGCAACAAUCCCUUGGGCUUCAAGGGUUCAAUGCCGUCAACCAAGCUGGGCUCCAAUCAAUGGCUCCUAAUCACAUUAGAGGCCAGCAACAGCAUCCUCAAACCAUGGGGAUGCAAUACCUCAAGACUACAAACGAUGGCGGUAGUAAUGGAAAUGGGAAUAGUGGACCAGCUGUAUGUGGAGCCGUAGCUGGAGGAGGAGCAAUGAAGACUUAUGAUUCCUCGAACAUGGGAUCCCGAGGGGGUGGAGGGCCACCUAUUUCUAACAAUCCUCAUCCUCCUAGCUCUGGCGACGAGAUGGCAUACAACCCGACGCCCAUUCAACGCCCCCAAGGAAGCUCCUAAAUAGAUUUAGUGUUGGCCAUCUCCUCGCUCUCUCUCUCGUAUUCUUCUAUCUCCCCUCGACUGCGUGGUUUCCCAACCGAUUUAUUAAAAGGAGUACCAUCCAUACGGGAGCUUGUGGCUCCAGUUUUGGUUGCGUUUUCUUUGAGCUCCAGUUAGUGGUGUUAUCUUAGUGCUCUUUGUUGCACAAAGUGCUGCUCUUGAAUUCAAUCUUGGACGGCACUCAUACCGAAGGAAGUGAAUUAUGAAAAUUUUGCAACUUGAAUAGUGUCUGUGUCUUGUGAGGUGACAGUAGCCAGCAACCAGCUAUGUUUAUAUCGUCUUCGUCAAUUACUUCAAGUGAUAAUCGCCAGAUUGUUUUCCUAAUGGAUUGACCUAACAGUGACAAGAAUGUUAUUCUUAAAAGAGCGAAACCCUCAUGAUUGAACUACAUCAGAUGGGCCCUUCUUCCACUGUUAUACCAUAAAGAUGAUUAUUACUUCUGCAAGUGUUGAUGCUACUUCUACUAUCAUUAUCAUUAUUAUUAUUACUACUACUACUCCUACUUCUAUCAUUAUUGCCACCACAACUUCUGUUGCUGCGACUAAGACCACUUUCUACACCUACUAAUAACAGCCACAAUUACAAUACAGCCACUAGUAUGGAAA